Messenger RNA from Rhinopithecus roxellana (golden snub-nosed monkey), 820 nucleotides. It is a transcript of the gene SAP18, whose product is annotated as Sin3A associated protein 18. NCBI's taxonomy places the organism in Eukaryota, Metazoa, Chordata, Mammalia, Primates, Cercopithecidae. Gene Ontology annotation, molecular function: transcription corepressor activity; transcription factor binding. Gene Ontology annotation, biological process: negative regulation of DNA-templated transcription. The transcript has 4 exons. The coding region runs from base 40 to 558 and encodes 172 amino acids. Gene Ontology annotation, cellular component: nucleus. The record is from RefSeq and is a predicted model, not a curated record.
UAAAGUGUCGAGCUUCUCCUCGCGAGAGACUUCGUGCUCAUGCUCGCUGCAGGGGUCGGAGGUCAGGGCGAGCGUCUCGCGGGCCGUAGGAGGAAGAUGGCGGUGGAGUCGCGCGUUACCCAGGAGGAAAUUAAGAAGGAGCCAGAGAAACCGAUCGACCGCGAGAAGACAUGCCCACUGUUGCUGCGGGUCUUCACCACCAAUAACGGCCGCCACCACCGAAUGGACGAGUUCUCCCGGGGAAAUGUACCGUCCAGCGAGUUGCAGAUCUACACUUGGAUGGAUGCAACCUUGAAAGAACUGACAAGCUUAGUAAAGGAAGUCUACCCAGAAGCUAGAAAGAAGGGCACUCACUUCAAUUUUGCAAUUGUUUUUACUGAUGUGAAAAGACCCGGCUAUCGAGUUAAGGAGAUUGGCAGCACCAUGUCUGGCAGAAAGGGGACUGAUGAUUCCAUGACCCUGCAGUCGCAGAAGUUCCAGAUAGGAGAUUACUUGGACAUAGCAAUUACCCCUCCAAAUCGGGCACCACCUCCUUCAGGGCGCAUGAGACCAUAUUAAAUUCUAUUUACAAUUUCUUGAAUUUAUUUUUCCGUCAGUUAUGUAAAAUAAACUUACUCUUUUUCCUCCCCUGAUUAUUGCCAUUAAGCCUUUAAAUUCUAAAAUUAUAAUGCAUCAUCUAUUUAGGAAUUAGAUUCAGAUGUGCUAUUGUAUGAUUACUAAUGGAAAGUCUGUAUGUUUCAAGCCCUUCUGUAAAAUAUGAAGAAAAGUGCUCUUAGCAUUCUGUGUAAAACUGUACUGUUAAAUAUAUGUGUGUAAUCAG